GAACAAUGGAUGGUCCGAUAAAGCUGACAUCAACACGGGUGGUGGGCAACCGGAGACAAAUCUACAUCUCCCCUGCAGCGGAGAAAAUCAUCUCCGACCUCCCGCCUCGCUCUGUGGACGUGGUGUCAGUGGUGGGACCCAUGAGGAAGGGAAAGUCUCAUCAGGCAAAUCUCCUCUGCAAAAAGAAGUCCGGUUUUCCACUUGGAGACGAACUGACGUCGAAAACGAAGGACUUCUGGUUCUGGAUCGGUCCCCAUCCAGUCCAGUCUGACCGGUAUCUCAUGGUUGUCGACACUGAAGGCCUGGGGGACUACUCUGAUGAGGAACAGAAAGACAAAGACAUGAAGAAUCUUGUUUUGGCCACCCUGCUGUCCAACCACUUGGUCUUCAACCUCCAGGGCAACGCAGACAGCGGCUUUUUGUCUAAUCUGAGGCUGAUGGGGGAUCUGGCAGACUGUAUCCGUGUUCAAAAAGACGGCAGCGACGAAGGAAACAACCUUGGCGAGCACUUCCCCGAACUGUGGGUCGCCAUACAAGACGUGCACCUGAAAUUACCACAGACAAACGGAAGACGCCUGACCCCAGAUGAGUACUUGGAUGACAUGUUGAAGCCGAAAGAUGGCCACACAAAGGCGGUCCGCUCCCACAACGACAUGACGGCCGCGGUGAAGGCUUUUUUCCCAAAGCGGCAUCUCCGACUGAUUCCUACACCUUCCGGAGAGCCGGAUGUCUUGAGCAACCUUGACAAAGUACAGGACGGUGAUCUGAAGAAGGAUUACAAAGAUGCUGUUGACAACUUCACCCGUGAGAUCUGGAACUCCGGCCAGGUCAAGAGGGUGAAAGGAGAUGACAUCAAAACCACAGGUCUUCUCCAUAUCAUGCAGUACUAUGUCAACGCCAUCAACGACCCGAACGCCAUGCCGUCUGUCCUGGGCGCAUACGAGGCCAUGGCAGAAGGCGAGUGCCGUCGGGCUUCAGAGGAACAGAUCAAGACCUUCCAACAGACCGCUGAGAAGACGGUGAAGCCACUCAUGCCAACUGACGAGGCGACCUGCAACAGCAAAAUCAGGGCUGCCAUGGAGAAUGCAGUUACCAAGCUGUCUGCAGAUGUGGGGAAGUGGGACAAAGGCGGAACAUGGAAGAAAUCUCUGCAGGGUAAACUCGAGAAGGAACGCCUUGCCUUGAUCAGUCUUAACAGCGCCAAGUCUAAGGAUCUCUGCGAGAAAAUCAUCAAAGAAGUCGACCAACCCAUCCGACAGAAAGUGGGGAGAGGUGUCUACAACAGAAUCGGUGGAUUCAAUACAUACGUACGGGACACGGAUGCUGUGUACAGCGCCUACAGGCAAAAAGCUUCUGGAAAAGGCCCAGCGGUCGAGAAAGUACUGGAGACAUUCCGCACUACAGAGACGACAAGAAGGAACACCAUCAAGGACACAGACAACAAGCUGGUGGCGGAAGACCUUCGGAAACAAGAGGCUAAGGCAGCAGCAGAAAGAGCCGCUGAAAAGGAGAGACUGGCAAGGGCUGAAGCAGCGAGGGCCGAGGCUGAGAGAGCUGCGGAAGCAGCGAAGCGACGGGCCGCAGAGGAGGAAGCGAAGAGACAGGCAGCUGAAGCUGAAGCUGCCAGGCAGGCACAGAGGGCGGCGGAGGAAAGGGAACGGAGGCACCGAAAAAAGAAGAAGUUUUUAGGAAUCUUUUAGACGAGGUAUUGCCUAUCUCGUUCAGUAUCUGAGUAGGAUACUGGUAAAAACAAAGAAAAUAGAAGCGUGCUUUGCAGUAUUAUCAUGUGGGAGAAGGUUUGCACAAGAAAAGUUAGUGGUGGCUUUUAAUAAUUGUGAUUAGCUUGUUAUCAUCGUUUCUGAAGGCGAAGAAAGGUUCUUCAAAACAUGCAAGGCUUAUGGUGUAUUCAAGUAUAUGCAUAUUAUAGCAUGUGGUACAAAUGUACUGUAUAAAAGUGACUCUUGUCUGUAGGCAAAGGCAUUAUGUAGUGUGUCUAGAAUACAGCGAACGCGAAUGUGUCGUCUUGAGGUCGAUAACAUUGUCAUAUAAAACUCAACAAUAUCAAGCACUGUUCAAGUCAUGGUUUCAAACUACAUGUUCGAAAAUAGGUUCUGUUUAUUGGUGAAAUUUCACAAAUAAUUUCUGUCAUCGAAAGUGUCAAUCUACAGAUAUACUAACUGUCGUGGUUCACUCCAUGUUUCACUGUGUUAAAAUUUCUUCUAAAAAUACGUCACUAGCAUAAGAAGAAGUACUUUGGGGCUAAUAUAGUUUCACUAUUACACUGGCUUUAAUAAAUGCAUUGUAAUGACGAUACCAAGAUGUCUGUCAUACGUAGUAGAGAUUUUACACCAAUAAAAUCGUGUAGAACCAAGCGGCUCCCCUGGCGGUCAAUCUCAUA
Messenger RNA from Branchiostoma belcheri (Belcher's lancelet), 2398 nucleotides. RefSeq names its product guanylate-binding protein 5-like. The coding region runs from base 6 to 1700 and encodes 564 amino acids. The record is from RefSeq and is a predicted model, not a curated record. Gene Ontology annotation, molecular function: GTP binding; GTPase activity. NCBI's taxonomy places the organism in Eukaryota, Metazoa, Chordata, Leptocardii, Amphioxiformes, Branchiostomatidae. The transcript has 9 exons.